AUGAGAGAGAGUGGGCUGUACUGUGACAGCGACGUAAUUCAUGCGCAAUGUCUCGGGUUCCUCUACACGUCUAUCUUGCAAGAUGAACUGCAUGGGGCAGCUAGAUUUGGGAAUGUUCAUAGGAUAAGACCAUCCUCGAAUCCAGAAUCACCACCUGGACGACCGGACAUACUUUAUUUUCUGCCAGAUAUUACCGAAACUCAAGAGUUUUAAACGCGUGUUGAUUUGGAGGACGUCGAAUUAGCCAAAGAGGUGCGCUGUACAAACCAUCUCCCAACGUGUUCAUCAGAGUUUUAAAGAUCUGGCUGACAUCAUUAUGCGAGAGCAAGGAUUAA
Messenger RNA from Pocillopora meandrina, 335 nucleotides. The record is from the annotation of a GenBank genome assembly. NCBI's taxonomy places the organism in Eukaryota, Metazoa, Cnidaria, Anthozoa, Scleractinia, Pocilloporidae.